Messenger RNA from Trematomus bernacchii (emerald rockcod), 6975 nucleotides. Its product is annotated as macrophage mannose receptor 1. The transcript has 50 exons. The record is from RefSeq and is a predicted model, not a curated record. Bases 137 to 6640 code for a protein of 2167 amino acids. NCBI's taxonomy places the organism in Eukaryota, Metazoa, Chordata, Actinopteri, Perciformes, Nototheniidae. Gene Ontology annotation, molecular function: carbohydrate binding; signaling receptor activity.
GGGGAACCAAAGAGAGGAUGCUCAGAGGUCUGCACACUGGGAGAGGGAGCACAUCACAGACUGUUCAGAGGGGUUUGAAAAGAAACUUGAAGUUGUUAGUAUGUGUAGAAACACAUCUUGAGAAGUGAACACAGAAAUGAAAAUGCUGCUGCAGCUGCUCAGCGCUGCUGCUCUUCUCGCUUGCGCUCAUUGCCAGUGUCCGCAGGGCUGGAGGGAGAAUGAAGAUAGAUGUUACUUCUUUUCAACUGAUGUAAAGACAUGGAUGGAGGCUAACGCCUUUUGUAUCACUCAGAACAGCAACCUGAUGAGUGUCCAGGACAUUCAUGAGAGGCUGUGGGUGAGGACACAGAUCGGCACAGAGAUCUUCUGGUUCGGCCUGAAUGACCAGGUCUCAGAAAACGUGUUUGAGUGGAGCGAUGGGAGCACCUUCAUACCAUACUUAUCAUACUGGAUGGACGGGCAGCCUGAUAACUGGGGCGAUGAGCCCGGAGAGGACUGUGGUCAGGUGACCGGGGAGAGCUACGGCCAGUGGAACGACGAGAACUGCAACAUCAAGAGGAAAUAUAUCUGCAAGCACGUCAACCCGAAUCCUGGCCCGCAGUGUGACUUAGCAAAUGGCUGGAGACAGUACGGCUCCAACUGCUACAAGCUGAAGGCUGAAACCAGGAAGAGCUGGUCUGAGGCCAGGGGGGACUGCGUUCAGGAGGGGGGGGACCUGGUGUCCAUCAUCAGUGCAGAGGAGGAGCAGUACAUCACAGGAACUCUGGACCCCUCGUGGGCUGACCUCUGGAUCGGGCUCUCCACACUGAAAUGCACCAAGAUUUCCUGUCAGGUUGAAGCCGGGAACAGUCAGUACGCCUGGUCUGAUGCUCUCCCAGUGGGGUACACAAACUGGGGCGAUGAUCAACCUUCAGGGGAUUUACAGGCCGGCUUGUGUUCUGCAAUCAUUAAAGAAGCAUCCGACGAGUUUGGGAAGUGGAGAGCCCAUGUGUGCAGAUACGAGCGUCCCUACAUGUGUAAACGACCACUGAACACUAUCUGCCCCCCUGGCUGGCAGAGUUUCGCCGGCAGUUGUUACUGGAUGGUCAGUAAUGUCAAUCUGUUGACCACCUGGCACGACGCCGUCACCAAGUGCUCCGAUCUGGGGGCCCACCUGCUCAUUAUUAACAAUCAAGAUGAACAGUUCUACAUAAAUGGGAAACUCCCAGACUUUCACCAAGUGGAGAUCCCUGACCUAUGGAUCGGUUUAUCAGAUAAGGACCAGGAUGGGGAUUUUAAAUGGGUGGAUAAAUCCCCGAUUACUUUUUCCAACUAUCUCCCUGGUUGGCCCAAAAACACUGUUGGCACCUGGGACUGUGGACAGAUCUUCACAGGAAAUUACGAGGGCAAAUGGGAAACAACUAACUGCUUCAAGAGCCUGGGUUACAUUUGUGAGAUGACGGGUGGACAGAAUCCAAAACCAACUUCAGCUCCUGAUUCCCACUGUGACGCUGGGUAUUUGUUGUAUGAGGAUUUCUGCUAUCAGUUUGAGACUGAGCAGGUGAAGAACUGGCACGACGCCGAGGCUCACUGCAGCGGAGAGCAGAGUCACCUGGUCAGCUUCCACUCCCUGGAGGAGCUGAGCUUCAUCACUGCUCACAUGCCAGGGGAAGCCUGGGUGGGGUUGAAUGAUAUAAACAACGAGAACCAGUUUGUGUGGAUUGAUGGAACUGCUGCCAACCUCCUCCCGUGGGCGCCCAACCAGCCGGACGACUGGCAGAACAACGAGGACUGUGUGAACCUCCGAGGGAUGAACCACCACGAACCGGGGUUACUCAACGACGAUUUCUGCACCGCCACCAAGGAAUUCAUCUGCAAAAAAGCUAAAGGACAAGGCCCUCCUCCCCAGCCCCCGACAUCUGGACCAGGAUGGAAUACGAAAUGUGGAUCCUGGAUGUCCGACCCCUUUAAUGAUUACUGCUACCUGUUCAACUACCUGUCCAUCAGGACGUGGGCGGAGGCUCGGGCCGACUGUGUGAACCAGGGGGGGGACCUGGUCAGCAUCACAGACCCUUUCGAGCAGGCCUUCAUUCAAGGUGUGAUCCAGGUGAGUCCCAUUGGGAUCUCUCUGUGGAUGGGCGGCCACGACUCGGUCACUGAGGGCGGCUGGGAGUGGAUGGAUGGAGCUCCCUUCAGAUACAUCCGCUGGAGCGCAGGUAACCCUGACGACUAUUACGGUGAAGACUGCCUUUCUAUCCUCAUUAACAACGGCUACUGGAACGACGACAACUGUGACAGCAAAAGAGGAUAUAUCUGCAAACGCAGAGGGAACACACCUGAGCCUCCUCCUCCUCAUGAUGGCUUCAUGACGGCUCUGGUGUGCCAGGACUCCUCCGCUGUCCUCCACUGUCCGACUGAAAGUGUGAUUAACAUCCAGUCUGCCUUCUAUGGACGAAAGAGUGCCGACAUCUGUCCACAUCUGGAGGGAUCAGGAGGAAGCUGCACAGUGGAUGGUAUCCUCCCUUACUUUAGGAAGAGGUGUGACAACCAUCCCUUCUGCUUUCUGUACGCCCAUACCGAGGAGGACCCCUGCCCGACCGUUUCCAAAUACCUUGAGAUCGUCUACAGCUGUGAACAAAAAGUGUGUCUGCACGGCCUGGGUGUGGAGGACGGGAACAUCACGGACUCCCAGCUCUCUGCUUCCUCCUCCAUCGGUUUCUACACCCCCAACAAGGCCCGCUUGAAUGGAAACUCCUGCUGGAUGCCUUCAGGAACCUCAACCUCAAGCUGGAUCCAGGCAAAUCUGGGCCAAACUAGAAAAGUGACAGGAGUAGUAAUCCAGGGUUGUCCUCAAAAUGAACACUGGAUCACCAAGUUUAAGAUCCAGCACAGCAUGGACGGAACAAUCUGGACUGACUACACUGCGGACGGGCAGUCUUUCCCAGGAUCGACGGACAAAAACAGUCCUGUCACUCAGCUGCUGGGGACCCCUGUGACGACUCAGUACAUCCGCGUCCUCCUGCUGGAGUUCAACGGGCAGGCCGGCCUGCGCUUCGACGUCUUAGGAUGCACCCCCGACUAUGCAGUCAGCUGCGCCAGUAGGCCCAACUUCAACUUUGCCAACGAUAAAAUGACUGUCAGUUGUCCAGCGCGCUGUUCCAACACUUACCACAGAGUGUACGGCACUUCAGUAUAUCGUGGGGACUCCAACAUCUGUGCUGCUGCUAUCCAUGUUGGAGUGGUGUUGAAUGAGAAUGGAGGGGACUGCACUCUGCUGAAAGCUCCAGGACAAAACUUCUACGCCGGCUCCACCCGGAACGGCAUCACCUCUCUACAAUACGAUGGGAACUACGCUGUGUCAUACACUUUUGCAGAUGGGGAGCUGAGGUGUUCAGGGCCCGACUGGUAUGAGUUUGGAGAUUUCUGCUACAAACCGUUUGAAGACAAAAAGACUUGGCACGAUGCCCAGAGGACUUGCAGGGCGAUGGGUGCUGAACUCGUUUCCAUCCUCUCCAUGACGGAGCAGAGCUGGCUGGAAAGCUACCUGUACAUGGCCACCAGUGACGUGUGGACGGGUCUGACUGACCUGGUUGUGCCCGGGAUGUUCACCUGGUCUGACGAACACAUGGUGACCUUCACUUACUGGGCCCCGGGGGAGCCCAACACCCACGACGGGUUCCAUGAGGACUGUGUGGAGAUGUUAUACCAGACCGGACGAUGGAAUGACGUGUCCUGCGCCGAGCUCAAUACCUACAUAUGCAAAACGCCCAAAGCACACUACCCACUGCCCUCUGUGAAACCCACUGUGUACGGAUGCCCUCAGGGCUGGGAUUCGUACGGCUACGCCUGCUACUGGAUGGAGGAGACGGGCAGGACCUGGGCGGAGGCCAAGGCUUUCUGUGAGGAGCAGGACAGCUUCGUGCUGCACAUCGGAGACAUUUAUGAGCAGUCACAUUUCACAGUGGCGUUGUCAGGUAAGACUGGUUUCUGGUGGAUUGGCCUGCGUGCUCGAGGAGGCUCGAGUGGGGGGGUCGACUACAUCUGGGACAACGGGGCACUUCUGUCCUUCACCCACUGGGACAAAGAUCAGCCAGAUAGCGGGGAUGGCACCUGUGUGGCCAUGACAACGGGUCCGAUUGGUGGUUUCUGGGAUGAUAAGGAGUGCUUGGAGAAACACGCCUUCGUCUGUGAGAAACCCCGGCCCGACAUCACCCCCCCCACCAAGGCCCCGACUUUCCCUCCUUCUCAGGGCUGUGCCACAAGCUGGACCGCCCUGCCCCACUUCAGAAACUGUUUCAAGCUCUUCCACAAUGUGGACUGGUCCAUGAAGAAGAGCUGGGGAGCCGCUCUGGAGGACUGCGUCUCCAGAGGAGCUAACCUGGUGAGCAUUCACACCCAGGAGGAGGAGGAGUUCCUGGCUCUGUACAGCAAAGGCACCAGCAAGUGGAUCGGCCUCAAGCACAACCCAGCAGAAGGAGGUUAUUCUUGGAGCGACGGCACACCUCUCUCACACACUAACUGGGGUCACGGGGAGCCCAACAACCACGAGGGCCGUGAGGAGUGUGUGGAGAUGGUGAGCAGCACCAACGGGACCUUCUCUGAAUGGAACGAUCUGAACUGUGACGCCCACCAGGACUGGAUAUGCAUGAUUGCUAAAGGAAAGAACCCCAUCCUGCCCCCUGUGCCCCCACCUCCAGUCCCAGCUCCUGAUUGUGGCGCUAACCCCGGUUGGAGGAAGAACAACAACAUCUGCUACUACUACAACGACACCGACAUUGUUGACUUCCACACGGCCAUGAGACGCUGCUACGAAGAGAAGGCCUCGCUCGUCUCCAUCCUCAACAAAGACGAACAGGCUUACGUCAACACCAUGGUGGGGACCGGCCAGGUGGCUUCAGCUUGGAUUGGGAUGAGGAUGUUUGGCAUCACAGGUGGACAAUACAUGUGGGUGGACUUCUCCCCUCUCACUUACACUCACUGGAGUCCAGGUGAGCCCAACAAUGCCAACGGGGAGGAGCAGUGUGUUCACAUGAACCGACUUCAAGGUGGCUGGAACGAUGCAAACUGUGGUCGGGCCGGAGCAGGCUACGUCUGUAAGAAGUUCCCUGGAGAUAUCCACACCCCCCCUCCACCCACACAGCCCUGGGAGGGCAACUGCCCUGAAGGUUGGAUGCGUUUCAAAGACAAGUGCUUCAUGUUCAAAGGGAAGACGGGUGACAUUAAGGCCAACUGGUCUUUCGCUCGCAGCUGGUGCAAAGAGCAGGGAGGAGAUCUGGCCGUUAUCGAUGACCAGUACGAGAACGACUUUGUUUCCAGCUACCUGAGGGACCUCAAGCUUCCCACGUGGAUCGGCUUGUCAGAUCUCUUGUUGGAGAAUCAGUACGCCUGGAGUGAUGGGGUCAGCCCGGUGCUGUACACCAAUUGGAACGACAAGGAGCCCAACAACGCAGGAGGAGCGGAACACUGUGUGGCGAUUUCUCACAACCACCUGGUGACCGGCAGGUGGAACGAUGACGCCUGUCACAGGGAUCACAGCUUCGUCUGCUCCAGGAAGAAAUCGAGCAGCAUCAACCCUCCACCCCCGACCAAGGCCCCCUGCCCCACUGGCUACACCUCCUGGUAUCUGAACUGCUACAGGCUGGUGGAGGAGCCGGCCACCUGGGACGCGGCUCAGGCGGCCUGCCAGGACGAGGGAGGGAACCUGGCCAGCAUCGACAUGAGCUACGACCAGGCCUUCGUGGCCGGGGCCGUCCUGCAGGGCCGAGCCGACGCCUGGAUCGGACUCAGGCGCAAGGACGACGGCUCCUACAUGUGGACAGAUGACUGGCCAGUUUUCUUCACUCAGUGGGGACCAGGAGAACCCAGCAAUAUAAAGGACGAGGGCUGCGUGAGCAUGCAUGCUUCUCGUGCGUUCCACGGGACCUGGAACGACACCAAGUGUGACCAAGCUAAACCCUACGUCUGCAAGAUCUCCCCAGAGAAACCGCCGCCGACCCCUGCCCCUGGUGAUGGGAAGUGUCUGCCCUACUGGAUACCGUAUGGCCGCUACUGUUACUUUGUGUACAACCAGCAGCAGGGUUUCUCCUGGCCGGACUCCCUGCACUACUGCCAGGCCGCCAAGGCAGACCUGCUGUCGCUCCACAGCAGAGCGGAGGUGGAGUUCAUCAGGAACCUCAAUCACACCAAGUAUCACAACAUAUGGAUCGGCCUCACUAGGGACCGCAACUUCGGCUGGGGCUGGACGGAUAAGACGUCUCUGGGCUUCCUAAACUGGGCUGCUGGUGAGCCGAAUGCAGCCUUCCACCCUGGGGAGGUGGCAGAGGAGAACUGUGUGGAGAUGUUCCAAGACGGAAACUGGAAUGACAACAACUGUCUGCAAAAGAGAGGCUUUGCAUGCCGCCAUCGCCAAUACUAUACAACAGAUGAUGGCGGGAAUCCAGUUUUCCCCACUGAUGGUCCAGGAGGCAACAAUGCAGGGGUUAUAGUGGGCGCUGUUAUUGGAGCCAUUCUGUUCUGCAGCUUGAUCGCUGGAGUGCUGUUCUAUGUCUUCAGUGUGAGAGGGGUUAAACUGAGCGGCUUGAGUCUGCCAACAAGAACAACCGCUACCGUUGAUGUGCCUGCUUUUACCAACCCCAACUUCGGUGGAGAAUCGGACACAUAAACCAUCAUUUAUGUUUUGUACAGUUCAUUGAAAUUCCAUGUUUUUGUAAACAAAUCACUGAUAAUGUCCCUUUUCAGUAUAAAGAAUGCAAUAGGAUUCACCUCAUUUGUACAGUAUAUAUAUUGCAAUAUACUCAAGAUAUUAAAACUUUGUUUUCCUAUGUUGCACUUACAUUUUCCGUGCUCAGCUGUUGUUAUGUCUACAAUAAUUCAGUAAUUUUCCAUAUGCAAUUGACUGUUCAGGAGUUAUUUACUGACCUUUACAACCAAAUUGUGUAAUCUUGUUUUCUUUCUGAAAAUAAGAGUAAGCAGUAAUAAAUGAUAAGUUAACAAAAA